AUCCAAAUAUUGAUUUUCUGAAAUUUUGAAGAAGCAGCUUCCGAUACUGGUUUUCCGAAUUUCCUGGUAGCUUCCAACACCAUUUUUCUCUCUCUCCCAUUAACAUACAUACAUACAAAUCUUUAGAUGUAAACAAGUGCUUUGUUGGGUUGAGUGAGUCACAUGUGUAAGAGAGUAUGUGAGAGAGAAAGUAUCGGAGUAAUUUAAGGGUUAAAUGAAUGAGAACCGACCCGCCUUCCCUUCUUUCUCUCGCUAUUGACUCUGCCCUUCUUCAUAUCUCAUCCUAUUCUGAUCUCUCUUUCUUACCUGAACACAUUCUUGAAGACCUUUUCCUGAGGACCUUGAGAGCUGGGAAGCUAAAUGAGAAGAUUUUGAAGCUGUUUAUUGCAACUGGAAAAGAAGAAAUCCUUUCGCUAAUUGGCGCAUUUAACAUCCAAUGUGUUCUUACUCCUGUGCUUCCUACUAGAUGCUCUGAGAAAUUCUAAUAUUGUUUGGUAGCAAGCAAUUUUUGCAAAAGGCUCUCUCCAUUCUCAAGGCAACAAAUCCUGUUCUUGCUUUUGCUUAUUUUAGCCUUGAAAAAUGUCUCAAGUCAGCGUCAGAGAUGAUGAGGUAGAUAUUGUGAUAGCUGCAAUUGAACCAGAUCUUACUUCUUUUCUGGAAGAAUGGAGAGCAAUAUUCUCCCGAUUUCACCUGAUUAUUAUCAAAGAUCCUGACGUCAAAGGAGAACUUAAAAUUCCAGGUGGAUUUAAUUAUGAUACCUAUACAAAAGCUGAUAUUCAACAAAUUAUUGGACCUUCAAAUGCUGCAACUUUCUCUGGCUACUCGUGCCGAUAUUUUGGCUAUCUCUUGUCAAAGAAGAAAUAUAUCAUCUCAAUUGAUGAUGACUGCAUUCCAGCUAAGGAUACUAAGGGUAUCCAAGUCGAUGCCAUCGCACAACAUAUCAAUAACCUCUUGACUCCUGCCACCCCAUUUUUCUUUAAUACCCUCUAUGAUCCUUUCUGUAAAGGAGCUGAUUUUGUUCGUGGCUACCCAUUUAGCUUGCGAA
Messenger RNA from Solanum tuberosum (potato), 1045 nucleotides. RefSeq lists its product as uncharacterized. The record is from RefSeq and is a predicted model, not a curated record. The transcript is spliced from 3 exons. NCBI's taxonomy places the organism in Eukaryota, Viridiplantae, Streptophyta, Magnoliopsida, Solanales, Solanaceae. Bases 219 to 485 code for a protein of 88 amino acids.